GUUGCAUAACAGAUAUGUACUAAUAUAUUGCUGUUCCAAAUGUGUUAAUUAAUCUAAGAUAUAGAUUUUGAAAAAAGAUAACCAAUCAAAACAUUCUCUGCGUUUAUAAAUACAAAAGACAACUUCACAAAGCGUGAGCUUUCUAAUCUCAUCAAAGCCUACCAACAAAAUGUCUUUUUCUUUGAACAGAAGCAUGUAUGAUGAAACUCUGGGUAAACUACAAAGCACUUCAGCCUUUUUGCCUAAUAACACAGAUUUUGUUAACUGGACAUCAAAUGUUGAAUUCUAUGUCGCUGACUAUCAGCUUCCGAAGGCUUUAUUAGCAAGUGUUUUGGCGUCGUACGUGAUACUUUUUAUCCUCUCGUGUCUAGGGAAUGGAGUCGUUUGUUUGGCCAUUGGUUUCCGCUACCUGAAACCCACAGUAACGAAUUUUUUCAUGUGUAGUCUUGCUGCAAGUGAUGUUCUAGUUACAGUAUUAAGUGUUCCGUUCACAGUUUUGAGUAAUUUAGUUUUCAUGUACUGGCCCUUUGGACCUUUUCUGUGUCCAGUCAUUUCCCUACUGCAGCUGAUGGUCAAUAUGCUUCGAGCUCUGACAUUGGUUGCCAUGACGUGCGAUAGAUAUUUUGUGAUAACCAAACCUUUCAGUCAACGCCUUACAUUAAAACAGGCGAAACUUGUGAUCGCUGGUAUUUGGUCUUUUUCUUUAGUAUUUUCUCUUCCUGUGGCAAUAUUUUCUAAAAUCAUUUAUUUACCCUACGAACCUGGAUCAAAAGGACUCUGUUUUGAGGUUUGGACCAAUGAAUCUUUACGCCGUGUCUAUGGAAUCACCAUCAUGUUAAUACAGUACUUUAUUCCUCUUCUCUUGAUGUUCUUGACGUUUUCGCACAUCGCUGUGAUAGUAUGGACAAAGAGGGCUCCCGGGGAGGCGAACAAGAAAAGAGACGAGAGGCGAGGACGAUCCAAAAAGAGAAUGCUGCAGAUGUUGAUUAUAAUUGUGUUGAACUACUUCUUAUCCUGGCUGCCUUACCACGUGAUCAGCAUUGUAGGCGAUGUCCACCCCUCUAUUUACGAUUCCAAGUCCAUGCACAUCCUCUGGGCCCUGUCUCAUCUCCUCUCUAUCAGCAACAGCGCCACAAACGCCGGCAUCUACUACUGGAGAAACAGAAACUACAGAUUAGCCUUUAAGAAUCUCUGGAAAACUUGUAUUCAGUGCAGACGUACGUUUGGAAAAGACACCAAUAGAUAUAACAACGUGUCCUUGAUGCUUUCCCAACCAAUUUCUAGGCGUUCGUCGAGUAUUUUAAAAUUUUCACGGCAUUCGCCGGCAAAUAUGACACUUUAG
Molecule: messenger RNA, 1342 nt
Organism: Saccostrea cuccullata (small rock oyster)
Lineage: Eukaryota; Metazoa; Mollusca; Bivalvia; Ostreida; Ostreidae
Product: RYamide receptor-like
Exons: 2
Coding region: 170-1342 (390 amino acids)
Biological process (GO): G protein-coupled receptor signaling pathway
Cellular component (GO): plasma membrane; neuron projection
Molecular function (GO): neuropeptide binding; neuropeptide receptor activity
Source: RefSeq, a predicted model, not a curated record